AUGACAACCCCUUCGCCAUAUCUGCAGACCCUUCAGGCCCUGAAGGGCAAAAGAGAUAGACUCGUCAAGAAACUGCACUCGGACAACGCGACGGAUGACGAUGACAAGCGCUUGCUCAAAGUCCUCAUGGACGUCUGCGAGAAUGUGCGCGCGGCGUCCAAAGAUCCCGGCGCAGCAGACGGGAUGCCAGCUCUCCUCGAUCAGACGAGCAAGAUGCUGGAUACCACAAUUAUGAUGGCAUACGACAGUGAUGCCUUCGACUUUCUGUCCUCUUACGCGCACACCGAGGAUGGCACUGCCCCUCUGAUCAAAGAUCCUACGCAGCAGGCUAAUCUCAUCGGCCAGCUUGGUGACCCCCUCAUCGAGCUCAUGCAGCGCGUACUUGGAUUGCCCCCGCAGAGAGGCGGAUCCUUGCCCGGCAGUCUUCCGCGUCACGUCACAUUCGACUCGACGCCCAAGCCUCACGUAAACACUAGCCCCCUUGCGCGCUUUCGAGACAACUCCGUCCCCGAGAUCCCCUCGUCUGCCCCGACCGCGCAAGCCGUGUACUAUGGCGCCUGUUCGAUCAGCAGCGACGACGUCCCCCCUCUACCUGACCAGAUCAUUACGCAUCCCAACGCCGAUGUCCUCGUCAUGACGGGCUGCAGCGGCUGGAAGCAACGCGAUCCAUUCCUAGCUUAUUUCAAGAUCACUGAUAUUGGUAACAAAUGGGAGGGCGCGCCCGAAGUCGAGGUCAUGGAGUGCGGUCUUUUGGAUAUUGCGCGCCACAUCGCUCUUGACCCAAACCGCAAGCUCAUCUGGGCGGCGGAUGACAAGCGGGCGAAAAGCUACACCUACGAUGGUAGCGGCUACCUCCCCGUGCACACGCUUAGCUGCCAGCGUUCCGGACCGCUCGCUGUAGUCGACAACGGCACGCGCGUCCUUCGCGCAGGCGCAAAGGGCGUGGACGUCUGGAACCUUGACGGCCUGCCUACGCACGGGCCCGAAGGCGACAAGCAUAUUGGGAAGGGCAAAAUCAACAUCUCGAACACCUCGCGCGACCCCGAUGACCUGGAGGAUACCAUUGAACGCUCUCCGGGCGUGAAGCGCACGUCCAGCAUCGACUUCGAUGGCUCAAUUGAAAAGUGGCAUCUGCCGUCCUGGUGGAACACGGGCGGGUCGCUGAAGGCUAUCUCCUCAGGCUUCAUGGCCCGAUCGACUGUCGUGGCGCGAGACCUACAAGACCAAGGAAAAAUUACGCAGAGGUACAUUGGCCAUGGCGGCGACGUGCACUCCAUCACGUCGAGCGACGCAGAUGUUAGCGCGUUCUUGACUUCGGCGAGCGAUGGCAUCGUGCGCCUCUUCGACAUUCGCCAGCCGCUCCCGCAGUUGUCCAUCGACUCUGGAGAGGGCUCUGAGCGGACAUACUCGUCUCUGUAUGUUCACGUCGAUGGCAUCCCUGUCAUCUUCACCGGCGGCACACACAAAACCCAGAGCAUCAAAGUCUGGGACCCGCGCGCCAAAAAGCUCGUCUACGAGCUCGCAACCGGAAACAACGCAGUCCACAGCCUCGCCUGGGACGCCCCACGCGCGACGCUCUAUGCCGCGACGGAGUGCGACGCCAUGGAUCGUAUGGGCUACAGGCACGACUAUCGCCAGGCGCGCGUUCGUGACUUCAAGAUUCACGAUAGGCGCGGGCAGCCGCCUGCACCCGAGGCUGACAAGGAGGGCAAGGGUAAUGAGAUGGAAGUGGAUGGCGAGGAUGAGGAUGAGGACGAGGAAGACUACGGUCACGACCGUGGCUGGCCCGACCGCUCGUCGCAUAAUGAAGAUUACUUUGGCUACCCUUGGGACUGCGGGUAUCAUACUUUGAUCCGCUACAAGUUUGGCCUCGAUGCUGAUCCUAAGGUCGUGCCCGCGUACGGCGAUGUUCCGCCUGGUGGGGACAGCGACUGGUGA
This is a messenger RNA of Schizophyllum commune H4-8, 1938 nucleotides long. RefSeq lists its product as uncharacterized. Gene Ontology annotation, molecular function: protein binding. The record is from RefSeq and is a predicted model, not a curated record. Bases 1 to 1938 code for a protein of 645 amino acids. Lineage: Eukaryota; Fungi; Basidiomycota; Agaricomycetes; Agaricales; Schizophyllaceae. The transcript has 4 exons.